Messenger RNA from Trichoplusia ni (cabbage looper), 3789 nucleotides. RefSeq lists its product as uncharacterized. Lineage: Eukaryota; Metazoa; Arthropoda; Insecta; Lepidoptera; Noctuidae. The coding region runs from base 1540 to 2772 and encodes 410 amino acids. The record is from RefSeq and is a predicted model, not a curated record. The transcript has 2 exons.
UUUUGCAGAUUUUAAGAAAUUUCUAUCUGUGGUUUCGCAAGAUUCAUCUAAGUGUACUAAUCAAGUUAAUCUACUGGUAUACUGCAUGAAAACUACCAUAACAAUUAACAAAAAUACAAAAUACAUUUCCAUUACCAAAAUUAAUUUCACAAUCAAUCAGAAAAUGAACGCUUUACGAUAUGUCAGUAACAUUAAUUACCGCGACACAAAUAGAAUGGUAACUGGUGCCUAAAUGUAGUUAUUAGUUUGACUUGAUUGUUAAAUAAUGAAUUCAAAGUGCCCGAGGCAAGCCACCGACCGACGCGGCACGAAAAUUUACCAAAUAAACAAUACAGUUCACCUGCCGGCAUUGCCAAAGAGCGGGGGUCAAACUCGCGCAUUCAAUUAUGUACCUAUAGGUACCUACGUAUGUAUAUACUUUCACUACGUUUUAGAACAAAGGGGCAACGGUCUCUGUUUUAUUACACGGCUUUAUGACAAAGGUAAAAAAGUGUAUUAUGUGAGUCAACCUGUCUGUGUAAUUAUGUCGGAGAAAUUAUUUAGUCUUGUAUUUGUUUUAGAGUUUAAUUUUCAUUUUAAGCUCGGUAGUUCUGGUUUAUUUUCGUCCAUAUUUAAGUAACUUUUGCACUUCGUUAUUUUAUGUUGUUGUAUAUGUUGUCUAACUCAAUUUGAAUAUUCACAAAGCACUGUCAUUUAUAUGGGAACUAUUUAAAAUAAAAUAAUAAAACAUUUUAGCAUACUCAACAAAACUGUUCACGGUUUAUUUUAUGCUCAUAUCAGCAAGCAUAUUCCAAGACUCAGUGGUCAGGAUGACGACAAUAGCGGACAAUACGACAUUGAAUGCAUAAAACCAGUUGUAUGACGCACACACACAUCAGGAGCGGUGCAGGACGGCCAUUGAAUGACAUUACAAAAGGUAUUGUGCGCCCGGACUAGUUUAUCUCGCGACCAUUCGUUGAGACUACGUUCUGCACUGAUAACAUGCGAAAUGCUCGUCAUUUGUACGCUACAUGAUUCCAACGAUAAAACAGUGGCAAAAACGAAUAUAGCUUGAUAAAAUCGUCACUUAUAAAAACAAGAUAUGGAAAAAGGAACUGCCACCCGGCGUAGAUUUACAUUUGUAAUGUAGUAAAGAUAAGAUUAGAUCACUGACCGACUGAUCAUCACAACUUGCGUUGAGUUCUAUCUAUAAAAGACGUUUAUGACAAAUCAGAGUAAAUUUUUAUUCAUCAUGAUAUUUUAUAAAACUAAUAAAGUCAUUGCAGGCGGAUGAUUUCAAUGAUUUCUUGAGCAUUUGCUCAAUCGUCAUAAAAAUCCCAGUUUAAUCUAUAUUUUGUCACCAACGUGCUAGGUCCUAGCACCGGUAUAGGUAGAGGCCACCAAAACUAUUUUAUCUCACAGAUAUAUCAUUUCGUCAUUUUAACCAUUGAUACUGAAAUAUUAGAUAUAUAUAUUGGUGAUAAGCCAGUCUCUCGAUUCAGUGGUUUAGAAAACACAUCUUUAUCUCGUGCGUAAUAUAACAAAAGUGAAUUUCAGAAAAUGCCUCUGAGAAAAAUAUCACGUCUUGAACAAGAUUUCAUUGAUUUAAUAUAUAAAUUGGCGGAAAUCAGUAACAUGGAAUUAACGGAAUAUGUUGUGAAGUUUGGUUUUGAAGAUGUCGAUAGUUUUCUUACUGGAUUGUUCAAAGUGGAUUUAACAGGAUUGAGAGAUGGCCAAAAAAUCAAGAGGCAAGUUCUACUAAAGUGGCAUCCGGAGGCAAAAAUGCGUUCCUGCUUCAGAGAAUGUUACAAACGAGAGGUUGUCUUCUACAAGCAGAUCAUGCCGAAGUUCCUAGACAUACAGAAUGAUUUCAAAAACAUUGAAGGAUUAAAAAUAAAGUUUCCGAACUGCAUUUACGCUAGUUCGGAAUAUGAUAAAGAAACGGUAGCUACUCUAGUGUUAGCAGACACUGGCUUCAGACUUCGUAACCGACUUGAUAAGCCAGACGUGGAUCACGUAGCGCUCGUGAUGAAAAAUUUAGCCAAACUGCAUGCGCUGUCGUUUGCUCUGGAGAAAACUAAUCCCAAAGAUUUUGAGGAGAUAACUCUCUUGUGUCAUAAAGACGUGCAGUAUUCUAAUCCGGGAUCUGCGCCGAAGAGCAUGAGGUCAUAUUACGAUGCUUCUGUGGAUUUGGUGCUAGAUCCCGUGGCGAAGAACAAGUUGAGGAAAGUAGCUCCAGAAAUACUGAACAUACUGUAUAGAUGUGUUCAGGCAGACCCACACAGUGCAAUAUGUCAUGGUGACUGCUGGAACAACAAUAUGCUUUUCAAAUAUAAGGGCUCGAAGCCAGUGGAUGUGAUUUUCUUUGAUUACCAGCUAACCCGGUACGCUUCUCCAGUCACUGACAUAUCAUACUAUCUGUACAUGUCUACAGAUGGGGAUUUCCUUCAACAACAUUAUGAUCUUAUCAUAGAAAUUUACUAUGGAACGUUAAGUGCAGUUCUUCGGCAGUGUGACUUGGAUGUUAACAACGUUUAUCCUCGUAAUAUCUUUGAAAAACAUUUGAAAGAUUAUUCAGUGCUUGGGUUAAUAGAGGCUUUAGUAUCAAUGAUGAUCAUAACAGCACCGUACGAAGAGGCGAUCAAAAUGACGGAAAUGAAAUAUGAACUCGAAGACCAAGAGAUAUAUGAGAACGGUUAUCAAAUCCGCAACGAACACGCGGAUAGAGUGAACGGAAUUGUUAGUGACUUUUUUCAAAGAAAUUAUUCUUUAGAUGCUUUAAUAAGUAAGUAAAUAAAGUUAAAUGCAAUUCCAAAUAUUGUGUAAUUAGGUUUAGAGAAUUCUCCUUUGUCCGUGAGGUGAAUGCGCGUAAUUUCGCCUCAAAUCAGAUAUUCGCCGGUAGAAAUAGCUAAGGUAAUCCUUAUUAACAUGUUAAUGCGCCCAUUCCGCGGCGCUUAAUACGUCGUUUGUAACGAAUUACACUAAUAUCGACUUUCGCUAUCCUUAGAACAGAGUUUAAUCUAGUUUUACGUUUUUUUUGAUGUUCUAACAAAAGAAAUAUUAAGAAUCCCGGCCCUGGCAAGGAAUUAAUUCCUCGUCGCUGCAGUUAAUUGUCUGUUACAAAGGUUUUUUCUUUGAAUCUCGGAUGGAACGAACGAGAAUCUUUGUUGGAAUGAAAAUAAUGGCUCGUAGAACAGAUGGCGAUAUUUAACAGUCUAUGCUACUGGCUGAUGGUUUUAUAAGCAUUUUUAAGAUAAUUAAAUUGUUGUCUUCAAUGGAUUUAUUGUCAAAGCGCGUUCAAACAUUCUUAGAUUAUACUAAGAUACCUUCGAGAUAGUUAGAAUGACGACUCAAAAAAAUGCUUUAUCAUUGAAAAUAAAAGGUAUGCUAUUAGAGACUAAAUAAAAUACUUGGAAUAUUUUGUAUCAUAUUUUUAUUUGUGUAAUGUUUCAGACAAUUAUUUCAGAAAGUUUAUCUAAUUUAGAAAAUAACCUUCAGGGAACUCAUUCGUCAUUGUAAUUUGAUAAAACGUCAAAUCCAUUAUUUGGAAAAUGUUUUCUAAUAUUCAAACUAAGUGGAAUUGUUAGACGACCUCCGACGAUAUUAAAUCUUGGUUGCUGUGAAGGCUUUUAUUUUUGGUGAAGCAAAUUGUUUUUUGUAGUAAAUCGUAGACGAGCUCUUUGGAUAAGAUAUCCUAUAUGAUUAGAUAUGUAGAGUCACAGGUAAUAGAUUCUGUCAUAGAAAUCUUAACAACAUAGAACAUUUGAGAUACAGACUUCCUAAAUAAAGAGGCUGGUUUUAAUGUUUUUA